Ipomoea triloba (trilobed morning glory) is the source of this 862-nucleotide messenger RNA. RefSeq names its product palmitoyl-monogalactosyldiacylglycerol delta-7 desaturase, chloroplastic-like. Gene Ontology annotation, biological process: lipid metabolic process. Gene Ontology annotation, cellular component: endoplasmic reticulum membrane. The record is from RefSeq and is a predicted model, not a curated record. Bases 198 to 641 code for a protein of 147 amino acids. The transcript is spliced from 4 exons. Gene Ontology annotation, molecular function: oxidoreductase activity, acting on paired donors, with oxidation of a pair of donors resulting in the reduction of molecular oxygen to two molecules of water. Lineage: Eukaryota; Viridiplantae; Streptophyta; Magnoliopsida; Solanales; Convolvulaceae.
AGUGUAUAAAUCUUAGCUUUUGUAAUUUAUCAUUUUUUUUGUUUUUUUAGGGGGAUCCAAUUGGUUGGGUGAGAACCCAUAGACAGCACCACCAGCAUUGUGAUUCUGAGAAAGAUCCUCAUAGUCCCAUUCAAGGAUUUUGGUAUAGUCACCUUGGCUGGUUGCUUGACUUCAAUUCUACUAACGAAAGGGCUGAAAUGCCAACAAAUGCUGGGGAUUUGGAGAGUCAAUUCUUCUAUAAAUUCAUUCAACGCACCUAUAUUAUACAUCCCAUUUUACUUACAGCAUUGUUGUAUGUUAUCGGCGGAUUUCCUUAUGUAGUUUGGGGCAUGGGAGUAAGAGCUGUGUUAAUGUACCACAUAACAUUUCUUGUGAAUUCUGCUUGUCACUUAUGGGGAACUCAAGUAUGGAAUACAGGCGAUCUAUCUAGAAACAAUUGGUUAGUGGCGUUGUUAACCUUUGGAGAGGGUUGGCAUAACAACCACCAUGCCUUUGAGUUUUCAGCUAAACAUGGGCUGGAGUGGUGGCAACUUGACAUAACUUGGUAUAUUGUGUGGAUCCUUCAAGCUCUUGGUUUAGCGUCUGAUGUUAAGUUGCCCACUGAAACUCAAAAAAGAAAGAUGGCCUUCAACAAUAGCUAAGUGCUGAGGGCUGAGGAGCAGUACAGUGGCAUAAUAUAUUUGUUAUUUAAAUAGGGGAUAUGAUAUUAGCUAGGGUUGUUGGUUGGAAGGUUAUUGUUUGUUUGUUUAAUUUGUUUUAAUAAAUAUGAGAAUGUCCAUCACUGCAGCAAGUAGCAAUUAUUCGAGGAUAAGUAUACAUACUAAAAGUUUUUUAAAUGCUAUUGUUAUUAUUGUUGUUGUUA